Cydia pomonella (codling moth) is the source of this 1161-nucleotide messenger RNA. Its product is annotated as mpv17-like protein 2. The record is from RefSeq and is a predicted model, not a curated record. Gene Ontology annotation, cellular component: cytoplasm; membrane. Bases 505 to 1098 code for a protein of 197 amino acids. The transcript has 2 exons. Gene Ontology annotation, biological process: mitochondrial ribosome assembly. Lineage: Eukaryota; Metazoa; Arthropoda; Insecta; Lepidoptera; Tortricidae.
CACUUGUACCGGGUGGGCUAUCAAAAUCACUGCAAACUUAGCUUGGUCUGGCUCUAAACUCACUUUGAGUUCAUGUUAUGCAACUACCUCUGUUACUCUAAUUACGCCUUAAUUGGAGUAAAAGAGAAAGAUGCCCGAAAUAUGUGAACUUCUGUAUGCCCUCUUCUCGCGCAGUAGUCCCUCUGGGCUGUACAUCUAAUUGCGCAACAUGCUCCGUGUGCAAUUAACUUGUUUUGGAACGGCCCUGUGUAACUAUGACAACAUUUUGAAUAUGUCAGUGACAGCUUUCACUUUGACAGACUCGUGACCAGUGAGGUUAAGAAUUUCCUAAAUAUGUUUUAAUUUUUAUUUCUACGCAGUAUUACUGUUAUGCAACAGUAAAUAUUGCAACCACGCCAAAAACUUAUGUUUUAUCGUCAUCCGUGCACAUUAUUUUUACCAGCAUCUGGCACAGGAAACUGAAGAUUCUUUAAAAAUCGCAAUCGAUCGCCACCGCUCUGAUGAAUGGCAAUUCGAAGGGCCUUUUCACACGCAUAUAAAUCCGUCAAACAAGCUAAAAGUGCAGCAUUCAAUCGCAAGAACCUGUUUUACACCAAUGUCUUAAUAUCAGUAGGGAUCUCAACUAUGGGUGACAUGCUUGAACAGAGCUAUGAAGUCUACAGAAAAAAGAUUCCUGGGUACGAUUUGCACCGCACCGCACAGAUGGGCUUCUCGGGGGCCACCGCCGGUGUAAUCUGCCAUCACUGGUAUAACAUACUUGAUAGAAUUAUUAUUGGAAGAUCUUUGGGUAUGGUGAUUAAAAAAUUGAUGCUAGACCAAUUUGUUUGUUCACCAAUUAUAAUCUUAUCAUUCUUUGCUACGGUUGCUAUUUUUGAGAAGAAUCCUUGGGAGAAUUUCACUGAUGAAGUCAGGGAUAAAUUCUGGAUUCUCUACAAAGCCGAAUGGGUGGUGUGGCCUCCAGCACAAAUUAUAAAUUUUUAUUUUCUACCAACCAAGUACAGAGUACUGUAUGAUAACACAAUCUCACUUGGUUAUGAUAUCUACACAUCUAAAGUUAAGCAUGACAAAUCUUUGAAGAAAGAAAGAGAUAAGGAAUAAUAACCUUUAACUCAUGUUGAAUAUUUUUUAUGAAGUGAAUGUUAAUAAAUGAAUGAUAUUUUA